Molecule: messenger RNA, 1350 nt
Organism: Fraxinus pennsylvanica
Lineage: Eukaryota; Viridiplantae; Streptophyta; Magnoliopsida; Lamiales; Oleaceae
Source: the annotation of a GenBank genome assembly
AUGGUGGUGAAUUCGAUGGUGGUACAGCGAUGUGGGUUCCAAGUUGAGUGUUUCAAUGGGUUUCCACUUUUAUGGAGCUAUGGGAAGUGUUUAAAUCCUGAAAUUGAUGAUGGCCAUUAUUCCAGUUCUUUUUUAGGAAUUUGGAAAACUUUAGAUAGAACCUAUCAACACACUCGUACUCUCUCAAAUAUUAAUUUACCUCCUUUCAGCAAAAUUCUCCUUACAUACGUUUUUUUCAACAUCCAAAUGUCCGAAAGUUCAAGGUCUCGGGUGACAAUCACCCUCGGCCGCAGUGGUCAGGUAGUGAAAAGGGCAGGGGAUGCAUUAAGCAGUUCUUUUAUUGAUUCAGAGGGAACAAUUGGACGCAAACGAUCAGUUAGAGAUAGGUUAGGAAGUGAUUCUGAUUCAUUUGGUCAAUUUAACAGUAAACGACAGCGGAGAGAUGGUAGUGCUGCCAAUGGUAUUGAUGACAUUCGUUUAAGUAAAGGUGAUCUCCGGUUCAAAAUCCUGCAAAAAAGUAAACUGAAACGACAAAAUGCCGAGCAGAGUGGGACGGACCUUCGAAACAUUCUGUCAAGGCCUGCUCAAUCUUCAACGAAUAGCCUAGGUUCGCGGGCAAGGGUGCCUGAGCCAAAGGAGAUGAGGCUGCAGCAUACAGAUCCUCGGGAUGUAAGACAACAUUUUCCAGAGACACGGGAUGGUAGGCAGCUAAUGACUAUGACCAGGGAUUCUAGACAGAGCAUCCGUGACUACAGAGAACAGAACAUACCUGAACCUAGGGAACAACGCAUACCUGACCCCAGGCAGAAGCGCAUGCCUGAAUUCAGGGAAGCUAGGCAAAGCUUUCCUGAGCUAAAGGAUGUUAGUCGUCGUAUGCCCGAACCAAGUCGUUCUAGUAUAUUGGGGCCCAUUCAAGGCUCAAGAACUGCAAGUGCUGCGACCAAGGUGGAUUCGGUGAUUAAUUCUUAUUCUCCCUGGACUGUAGAUCGUUUAAGACGGAGAUCGCCAGAUGAAACUUUGACUAGUUCUAGAGGUCUGUCACCAACCAGGAGAGAUGGAGGAUUACUGAGAAAGCUUCCAGCGAAGUCCAUGGCACCAGUAGCUGCCCCACUUCUUCCUGGCAGUCUUUUACAGAAAAGCUCAUAUGUGGUUGACGAUCAACUUACGGUUGACAGCUUUUUGCAGUCACUUGGCCUCGAAAAAUAUGCCAUACACUUUAAGGCUGAGGAAGUGGACAUGUAUGCUUUGAGGCAGAUGGGUGACAUUGACCUUAAAGACUUGGGAAUACCUAUGGGGCCAAGGAAAAAGAUCCUGCUAUCCUUGCCACCUCUUUCCAAACGACAAGCAUGA